Caretta caretta (loggerhead turtle) is the source of this 655-nucleotide messenger RNA. RefSeq names its product small integral membrane protein 26 (gene SMIM26). The record is from RefSeq and is a predicted model, not a curated record. Lineage: Eukaryota; Metazoa; Chordata; Testudines; Cheloniidae.
GCCAAUAGGAGCGGGCGUUGCCGGCCGCCGGCGCGCGGGGGCCGGACGAUGUUCUCGCAGCAGGCGUUGCGCUGGAAGGCGCGCUUUGCCGCCCUGUACGCCGUGGGCACCUGGAGCUUCCUGGGCUUCGUCUUCUUCUACUACUACUGGCGCGACCGCCCGGAGCAGCUGCCGCCCGGUGAAGAGAAAACUCCUCCAAGGGAGACACCAGCAGAUGUCUUUUUCACAUCAACAAUAACAUAUAAACAGAAUGCUGUACAUCCUACAGGUGGACUGCAUGAUUAUGUGAAAUCCGUCUUUGCAACCAGUGAUGGCCCUGGUCCAGAAGAGUAACAUCCUGGAAAUUAGAAAUUUGAUACGUAUAGAAGAGAAAUGACUUUCAUCACGAUUGCUUGCUUGGACAUGAAAAGUCUUUAGUUGAAGUGCAGGUUUCAUUCUAUUUCAAUUUAAAAAAAACCACCCCCCCCUCACCCCCACGCAAACACACACACUCUCUCCUCCUCCCCCCACCCCAAAAACAAACCAACAAACCGCAGAAUAAUUUGCAAAGCCUAAUAAACCUUUUCAACUCUGUUAAAGGCAGUGUUUUCCCAGAAACUCUUGGAGGGCUGAAAUAUUAAAUAAAUUACAAAUGAUUAAACUUCCUAUAAUUAAA